Molecule: messenger RNA, 8023 nt
Organism: Linum trigynum
Lineage: Eukaryota; Viridiplantae; Streptophyta; Magnoliopsida; Malpighiales; Linaceae
Source: the annotation of a GenBank genome assembly
GUCUCGAUAUUUGUCCAGAAAGAGAGGACAAAACAUGAUUGUCACUCUUAUAUUAGUCUAAUGUGCUAUGUACUAUGGGAUUAUCGUCACUUCUUUGGACGGCUGAGUAUUCAGCAACCAGAAGAAAGGUGAGCUCAGCUUCAUAUUUCAUUACCUCUUUUCUAUCGAUGCUAAUAGUUUAACCUUGUAAGCUGACUAGCAUUUGUGAAAACUGCUCGAACCCAUUGCAGGUUAAGCUGGAAAAAUGUAAAAGAUGUCUUCUUCAGCACGGCGCCGCGAGACAAUUGCAGAAUGUCUCUCCGAUCUUCAAUCAGACUCCGUUGACUCCCAGCUGAAAUCCCUCCAAACCUUAGCUUCAAUCACCAAGGUUAGUCCCCAUAACAGGAACUUAAUCGCACAAACAGACGGUGCCAUUUCCACCCUUCUCACCCUCACAAAAUCCCCAGUUCCCAUGAUUCAACCUCUCUCAUUAUCCAUCCUUUUCAACCUCUCCCUGAAUCCCGAUCUAAAGCCGCUUAUGACAGAGAUGGAAACGAUUCACCACCUCAACUCCUUAAUCCUCCACACAACCACCUCUCCUGAAUCCACCAGGCUAGCUUGCUCCCUCAUUUGCAGCUUGGCGAUCCUGGACAAGAACAAAGCCAAGUUCGGAGUAGCAGGCACAAUCCAAGUACUGGUCAAGUCCAUUUCAGGUCCGCAAACUCCAACAACCCACCAUCUCCUCAGUUGCUUGGCCGAGCUCGUCCAGUUUCACGGCAACUGCACGUUGGCCCUGCGCUCUGGUGCUGUGAAUCUCCUGGUGGGAAUCGUUGAGAGCGGUGCUGACUACGGUGAAGAUCUUGCAGGGACGUCACUGGGCAUCCUGAGCCUGCUUGCUAGGUUCGAAGAAGGGCUGAAUGCGUUGAUUGGGAGUGAUGAAGUGGUGAGAUUUCUCGUGGAUGUGUUGCAAGGAAGCUGCAUGUUGAGCAAGGAAGGUGCGGUGGAGAUCCUCGUGCGGGUUUUCGACGAGGAUGAGGAGCAUCUUAGGGAUGCUUCUGAGCUGCCGGUGAUGGUGAGCCUGCUGGCUGAUUUGUCGGUGAGGGGAUCGUCCAAGGCCAGGGAGAAAGCUGGUCUGUUGAUGAAGAAGAUGAUGGAGGCUAACUUUGCCCCCCUCUUGUGAUGGAUUCUGUUACUAUGCAGAGCCAUGGGAGGCUGACUGACAGCGUUGGAUUGCCCUACGCAUGCUAUGUGGAUCGUUGGAUGUGUGAUCCGACGUUGUUAGCUAGUGCAGAGGCUUCCCUGUUUUGCCACGAUUUGAUCAUAAGGUUCGAUUUUUCUUCUGCCCUUUCUAAUGUCGUGUGUUAUUUCUGGGAAUAUGGCGCUUGCCGAAGUGUAAGAAAUGAGUGCAAAUUAGUUACUAUUUCAUUGGGGGAUGGCAUCGAUCUGUUGAAUAACGUGUAUGUUUGGUGAAUAAAUGUUUUGUUGUCCUCUAAGACAAUACAUAAUCAAAUAGCCAAAUUACAAUAAACGUAACCAAGUACUUAAACAGAAACUAACAAACCUCCUUGGAAAGUAUAAAUGCAAUGUCUUUCUUUUCAUGAGCAACAUUCGUUCUCACAAAAACUCACCUUGUACCCCUUCCCCCGAUGUUAUCUUCGGUAGUGUUUUUAUCUCAAUAAGUACAACUCCUUCAUUCACUUCCCAAACUUCGCCCGCACAGAACUUGACAGUAAAAACUGAACAUUCCCGAAAUUGGAUUUCUGAUAAGCUCAUAUUUUAAUUUGACACGAUGAAAUCACAUCAUGAAAAAUCACAAGUUCAAUUUUAAGGGCAUAUAUCCAUACCAAGAAAACAACGGACACCAGCUGCCACAACCGCACUCAAAGCAUCGUAUAUCACUGCUCCCAUAGCCCCAUGCGAUACCUGAGCUGUGGCUGGAUCAAAAUAAGCCAUCAGGCAAAUUCAGAGGAUGAACAACAAUUGAAAUACAUGUCAGGCUCUAUUGGGCAUAAAAUUGGAGUUUUCUUUUAUGAGCAAGUACUCUUGCACAACACAAGAACAAAAGACAUGCAUAUAUCGUUGUGUUCUGUGUGAUUUAUUCUUCUGUCUUAUCAAUUUGUUUAGUGGAUGAGUACAAACUCAGACAGAGUGGUACAUGGUACCGCAUUUCAGUAAUAAUCUGAUGGACUGAUUCAAUUUCUCCAAUCACAGCUAACAAUCAUAUAUGUCUGCACUUCAAGUUUCAAUCAUGUUUUGUGUUUCUGAGUUUUGACAAACUCAAGAAAGAAUCCUUUGGGACAAAGCAUUGGGCAGUGCUAUACCACCUUUGGACAUUUACUAUAGACAGCUAUAGCCUUGUUCGAAAAUGAUUACUACUAUGUAGUCCAAGGAAAAUGAUAUAUCGAAAAAAAGUUAGGAUUCAUCUAGCCAUUUGCAAGUAUCAUGGAUGGGUUCUAGAUUAGAAAUAAAAAUGUUAGUUUCAUAGGUUUUGUAUUUAAUGAUUGGUUAUACAACUACGGUCUAUGAAAUUUUUUGAAUUAAUGGGUUGAUUUUUAUUUUUAUGACUAAAGAAAUGAUGUAAAAACCAUUCUUUGAUCUCGUUUGGGAAAGGAAGAAAAAAAAUGUAUUUUGAGAUAGUUAUGACUAUUUAACUAGAUCGUUUGCCUGUGUUUAGCUAGAAGUCACAUAUCAUGAUUAAUUAUUGAAAUUGGAAUAACAUAAUAAAACUUUGUUUCUUUCUUUGACCUUAUCAAAUCCAUAAGAUUUUGCUAACAAUAUGAAGUGUGAGCUUGCAGAUAUGAAUUGCCAUAACAUGGAAUGGGAAAAAAUUCACUUUUUUUUUCCUUUCCUUUGUGCGUGUACUAUGUUCGUGUUUUACCUUUGUUUUAAUUAAUAAAAGGCUAUCACCAUUAUAAAAAAAAUCAAUUCAUUUUUUUUCUGUAGAUGUGAGAGCCAAUAUAGAAGAUCAGUAACCCAGUGGCCCAAACAUAUUGGCAAGAGCUAGGGUUGUUACAUAAUUAGAGGCCACUUCAUUCACUCAUUCAUUCAUUCAUUCAAGUCAUUGUUCAGAAAAUCCUCAGCAAGGUGAGAGUCCUCCACUAAGAAUUUCAGCACAUUUUGUGAUAAAUUUAAUAUCAACAUCAUCAUCAUGAUAUGUGCAGAGCCAGUAGCUAGGGACAGGGAAAUGGGGGAAUCUUGUGUUUGUGGAGGACAUGUGGAAUGCAGUAGUCAGGAUUUUUAAAAUCCUGCGAAAUUCCCGACAGUCACCAUGAUUUCACUCCAACACCCCUUUUUCUAGGUCCUAAGUUUCACCACUAUUCAUCAUGGCCUGCAUAGAAAAUAGGUGAACCAGAAAACAAAAUUAAAAAGAGAAAAUUUUAUCAUCGUAUUGGUGUAGGCUGAUGUUGUUGAAUUAUGCAAUUCGAUUCAACUAUCGAAUUUUUCAACAUUCAUACAUACACAUUAUCAUCUCAAACUAAAUGUUGAAGGAGAAUAGGCGAUUAAUUAUAUUCCGUCAUCAACUACUUGUACGUAGUACCUGCUAAUACAUUGCGUUCAAUGACUGCGAUUCAAGAGUGCUAAUCCGAACAAUUUUUUGCCCCAUCGACAUGCUAUCUAGACUGCACCUUAGUUUCCUAGUUUAAUUAACCCUUUAACCAUGCCAACCAACGUAGGCAUAGAUAAUUUAUUCUAUGCAAGAUUCCGAUUUUCGGUAAAGAUUAGGCCAAAUGAUGUUAAUAAUGGCGAUUUCUUUUCAUAAAACAAGAUCAACAUCAUGAUGAUAAUUAAGACCAAUAUCGAGACACUAAAGAAAUGAGUGGAUGGCAUCAGCAUAUCUUUUCUCAGUAAUUUUGAAUGGCAAGUUGGCAACGAAAGAUGACUUUGUAGAAGCAAGUCUAAGAGCUUUAUGAUUAUUCCAAUGGUGAAACCCACUUUCAUGACUCACUUUCUAUUAUGAUCGCCAAAUCCAUGACACAAAUAUUUUUUGCACUAGUAACUACGAUUCCCCCACCCAUUAUUAAUAUCAAAGGAGGAGGAGGAGUGAAGUGGGCUCUCCACAAGAGUUGACCAACCUCUUAUUUUGUUACUAUAUGUUAUUCCUUCCUUUAGCAAUCGAGUUUGUCAACGAAGAGCACAUAAGGGUUGUUAAUGUUCCAUUUAUUUGUGAUUGAAUCACAUAUCAUAUCAAUUCUCAGUUGCUAUAAUCAUCGUAGUCUCACUCAAACUUAUAGUCGCAAUCAAUCAUUAAACAUCUCGGGCUAAGCGUACUCUCUAUUUAAAUUGGCCAUACAUCUUCGAUCGCGAUAUCAAUGUUCUUCUUUAGUUUUCUUUUUAGCUAGUUUGAUUACUCGAUUACCCUUUUCACGUAAUGCAUGAAUGUAACCGUGGUAAUUUUGGUAACCCAGAAAUUUCUAGGGUGGAACAUUUUGGCUUGUAAACUAUGCGUGGUAAAGAUCAUCAUCAUACCGUUACAAUCUUUUGUCCCAAUAAUAACAUGCAAAGAUGAACAAGUUAGCUUUUAGAUGCAAACUUGAACAUAUUAUCCCACUGUGGUAUGUGUGCAACAAUAACACACCCUAUUGGUAAUUGGUCACAUAUAAAGGAGCCUAACGCCCUUACCCAUGUCCAGCUUGUUGGUGCAUGUCUUGCAAUUAGAGCGCAAAUGAGCCACAUCGAGUUGAGUUUGGUCCAGUUAGACUUGACUUGUUUGUUGAAAUCUCGACUCGUGUUUGACUCAUCAACGAGCUCACAAAAUUUACUCGAACUCAACUCAUCUAUCAACUUGCGAGCAUGUCUUGAGCUUAUAUAUAAGUUUAUUUAGUUCAUAAAUUUUGACGGUUAUUAUCUAGUUAUUUAAUAGUAAUAGUAUCUAAAUAAUUUACCAUACAUAAUUUUCCUUUUAAAUUAUAAAUGAGACAUAUUUACUUAUGUACUCAAAGUCUUAAACAACAUAUGUGGUGGGAUAAUCUAAAAAACUUAUAAAUUAUCAACAAGCCAACGCAUAAGCUAUAGAUGGAUUCGCUCAUAAGUUGAUGGUCAAGUAGGUUUGCUAGUUACAGCAGUGCGAGUCAACUCAUUUUCAAAACGAGAUAGCUCAUGACUUGAACUUAACAAGAUACCAAAUCAAACUGGCUUGGAAGUCUUAUAAACUGAACAAGGUACAACUCAAAUUCGUCUCAUUAAUUAACGAGUCGGGUAUCAAACGAAUUUCUCCUAAAUCAAAUCUAGAACCAAUCGUGAACAGUUUCGCUCAUUUGUAACACUGCAUGCAAUCAGGCUCCGAAUCAAAUGCAGCUUCCUAAAAUCAUCCAAAUCAAUUCAUAAGCAGCUUGUCCUCGAAGCCAUAAAAGAGUUGGGAACUGCCGAUUUUCUUAUUAACUUGUAACGAACGAAAUUGGAAAUCAGUGAGUCCUCACCACUUUUCCAUUAACUAAAAAUGUAAUAUGCUAUAAAUGAUCUAAUUGUGUUCAUAUUUCAAGUUCACACUUUCCUCAACCUUAAAAGUGCAGAAUCAAUACCCUUUUAUCUUUCUCCUCCCUUGAAAAGUUUGUCUUAGCAAUUUCUGGACAAGGAAAUUAGAAGAAACAGUGCCAAAGAGUUGUGUAAACAAGUAUUUUUAAUAUUGCUAUCCAAAAAAUAUCAAUAAACCACAUGAAUAUGUCUGUUCAUGUACUGUAUAGUUUUAUUAAUUGUAAAACCCGUCCCAAUUAGUUACCAGAAAAUAUUCGUGCAUGUUAUAACAAAAUAUUUUACAUAUAACUGUAAGUAUGGGGUUUAGCUGAAGAUAGAGCUGCAAAUGAGUCAAAUCGAGUCGAGUUUUACCCCAACUUGAGCUCGACUCGUUAACAAACGAGUUGAGCUCGAGCUCGAUUCGUUUAGUAACGAGUCGAGUUGAGUUCGAGCUAGCUUGUUGAAUAAAAUCUUGACUCGCUCGUAAGUCGUUAAUCGAGUUGGCUCUCUAGCCACAAUGUUGAAAGUUGAGACAUCUCAUAAGCUCUAAACGAGCCAGCUCACGAGCUGAGCUCAACAAGCCACCGAGUCAAGCUAGCUCGCGAGUUCCGCGAGCUGUAGAAUGAUUAGCUCAAGCUCGGCUCAUUAGUUAACGAGUCGAGUUUUGAACGAGUUUUUCUCGAGUCGAAAACCGAGCCGCUCGCUAGCAACUCAACUCAUUUGCAUGCAGCUCUAACGAAAUAACACUAAUAAAGGAGAAUAUUGCUGAUAAUGUUUUUUUUUUUGUAUACUCUGAUUAUUUAAUUAAUCUCAGAAGUCAAAUUAUUUAUUUUCAAUAAUAUUUUUUAUAUAUAAAUAUUAUGCUUCGAAAACAAAUUUAAGUGGGAGACUGGGAGAUCUAGCAUUCUAGCUGUCGUCAGCCUGCGGACGUAGCAAUGGGUGCCGUAACUCCCGUUGUCCACUGAAACAUUUUACGGUAUCAUCGCUGGAAUCCAUCAUUUCACAAGAUAUAUACAGGAGUGAGUUUUGGAGAUGAUUAGGGUUUGUUUGGUAUCAAAACAAUUUGGCCGAUUCUUAUUUUAUAAAAAGUAAGUGAAUUCGAAUUAGUGAAUUACCUGUCUCUCUCUCAAACAAUUAAAAUUAAUUUAAAAUGGUAGAAUUCAAAAUAACCUAGAAUGAAUUAAUCCAAUUAAAAUUUAUACUGACAAACGGAUUGAUUUGGUCUCAUUGUCACCUCGUUACAUUCCUUUUCCAAAUGACUUUGAAAGUAUUUGUCCAAUUUUAUGUUCGUCUGUUUAUCUGGUCGAAUAUCUAUCUAAUUCAAUGAGUGUGCAAUGGUCCAUGAAACUGUACUGUACCGGCGGUUCAGCCACAAAAUAUCAGCAUUGAAGGCUAAACCGGUAGAUAGUAUUUAAUGAUACUAACGAUUGUACUACGAUAAAAUCACAGUUUUGUCAUUAAAAUUCUCUACCGCUGACCUUUUCGGUAUGCACCAUGCAACACUACCAUUGCAGCGUAUGUCUUUCAUGUAGUUAAGGAUUUGAGUGUUCAAUGAUAUGUAUGCUUGCAUGCUAAUUAUUCCUUUUCCUCAGUAGGAUUAGCACAAAAUUGGCUGUAAUUAAUUGAUCACUGGCAUGCAUGAUGCACACAUAUGUGAAUAGAGACAGAAGAAAGACAAUUCUUUUAGGGAUUAAAAUGAAAGAAAGAGAGAAGAUAAUGAUCAUGUGACAACGUUUGUCAAGAGUUGAUAGGAAAGUGUUUACAAAAGAAUGAACAAAGAAAGGGAUAAUCAUUGAAACUGUUUCCCCUCCUGGAUUUAGGACUAGACAUCUUGCCCAAUUCCUCGUUUAGCUGUUCAUCACUUUAUGUGAAGGAAAAUCCCCCCAUCCCAGACUUAUUAUGGACUCUUGGAUUCAAAGGUUUUAAUUAGACAAACCAUAUGGUGACACAUUGGAUCUAGUGUCAAAACUCAAUGAAGAUAAGAUUUAAAUUUAUGGUAAUAACUGGUCUACUAUAUCCCAUGUAAUAUGAUCGUUGGAUCUUCUUUUUUGAAUUCCGUCCAAUUAAUAUUUUUUUAUUAAAUUGAACUUCUGGUUUGAGUUUAAAUCGGGGGCUAGGGUUUAUCCAUUAGACAUUAGAGUAUAGUAUCAUAUCCCAAAUUCUAUUUAAUUCAUGGUCUAGAUAGAGAUAUCUCGCCAAAAAUGCAUGGAAUAUAGUAUACUUCAGAAUAACACUAGUCUAACCCAUAAAUUUCUAAUAUCUGAAUUGAAAAUAACUUACUUUAUCAUUCCAACCGUUCUUAGUUGGCAACCAGUUUAUAAGUUUAGUACAAUUUUUUUGUUAUAAUUUAUUUUGAGUAUUAACAUGGUCAAAAUAUUAUAGUUUUAGCAGUUAAAGUCGUGGAUUCUUCAGAGAGAUGUCACAUACUCACAGGUCCAAAUUCACUUUUUUUACAUAUUGUUUGGUAUAAAUAAAUUACGUAAGUUUUGAGGAAUUAAUUUUGAAAUGAAACUUUUUUGUGUUUGAAUUGAGACUAGCUUUAGCGAUUCCGAGGAAUCGAGGUGGAAUUUCCAAAUGAAUUUCGCAAUUAUCU